Molecule: messenger RNA, 1129 nt
Organism: Salvia splendens (bonfire salvia)
Lineage: Eukaryota; Viridiplantae; Streptophyta; Magnoliopsida; Lamiales; Lamiaceae
Exons: 5
Coding region: 152-898 (248 amino acids)
Molecular function (GO): DNA binding; DNA-binding transcription factor activity
Source: RefSeq, a predicted model, not a curated record
UUCAUCUCCCUCUUAGGGUUUCAUUCUAUGUAGAAUCAUACACAAAAAAUUUCAACUCUAAGAGACCUACAACUUUUCACUCUUGAGCUUCUAGGGUUUGUUUGAUGAUCAUCCCAUCUUCCUUUGCAAUUUCAAUCAGGCGAUUAACACUAUGGAAGGAAGUGGUGUGACAGAAUGUUCUAGAACAAGCCCUUCUUCCGAGGAAAACGCCGACGAAGAGGAGGUGGAAACUCAUGAAGAGACAGAGAAGAAGCCGCCGAUUAUUAGGCCUUACAACCGAUCAAAGACGCCGCGGCUGCGCUGGACUCCCGAUCUUCAUCGCCGCUUUGUUCAAGCUGUUGAAAGACUUGGAGGACUAGAGAGAGCUACACCAAAAUUAGUGCUUCAGUUAAUGAAUAUGAGAGGGCUAAAUAUUGCUCAUGUCAAGAGCCAUUUACAGAUGUACAGAAGCAAGCAGAUGGAUGAGCACAAUUAUCAAGGGAUGUCUGGUAAUGGCUUCUUUAUAGGAGCAGUGGAACACCAGAAUCUGUUCAAUCUAAGACAGCUCCCACUUCUUCCUAGUUUUCACCAAAGACAUUCCCACUUUAGCCAAAACCACAGGUCACCAAUUUAUCAAGAUUUUCGCCCUAGGCUAAAAGAAGCCGAUAUGAUGAAAAAUGAAUUUGGGGUAUUGCAUAAACAAAACUAUUGUAAUUAUGAUGAUCAUGUUUAUUUCAUGACAUCUUCAAAAGGAGAGAGUGGUGGGAUCAAAAGGAAGGCCUCAAUGGUGGAGCUAGAUUUGAGUCUAUCCCUUGGCCAAGAAUCAAGAAUUGAUGUGAAGAAAAGUAGUGUUUCUUCUGUGUUGAUUUAUAAGAAGAUGAAUGCAAGAGGAGAGAGUACUCUUGAUCUGACUCUAUGAAUUGAAUUUAGGCAAUUCUAAGUGAGAUUUUGAGGUACUUAUUUCUAUGUUUUCACAAUGUAAUUUGUCAUUGUCAUGUAGUAAGUACCACAUAAGGCAAAUAAGAGUUUUUUGUGGCUUCAUUAAUUUGGAAUAGGAUGGCCUUUGUUGUACUCUUAUUUUUUUGGGAUACUGAAAAGAUAUAGAUAUGUCGUUGGCUUAAUCGUGCUAUGAUUCAUUUCAAAUUUUCAA